Bipolaris oryzae ATCC 44560 is the source of this 2898-nucleotide messenger RNA. RefSeq lists its product as uncharacterized. NCBI's taxonomy places the organism in Eukaryota, Fungi, Ascomycota, Dothideomycetes, Pleosporales, Pleosporaceae. The record is from RefSeq and is a predicted model, not a curated record. Bases 1 to 2898 code for a protein of 965 amino acids. Gene Ontology annotation, biological process: protein phosphorylation. The transcript has 3 exons. Gene Ontology annotation, molecular function: ATP binding; protein kinase activity.
AUGUUCUCCAACGCCCUAAAGUCCUUCACUUCCAACAUCUCCAGCAACUAUACCCUCAGCCCGCAGCCCACAUCCUAUUCAGGGCCAUGGAAGAUAUACGACGCCAAGAAGAAAUCAACAGGCAAGGCGGCCUCCGUCUUUAUCUUCGAGAAGAAGUCAUUGGAACCGCCUGCUGGCGCCGGCUUCGGCGGCCGCUCUGCAGCUUCGGGGCUCAAGCGGGCGCAUGAGGAGGUGGUUGAACGGCUCAAGAAAGAGGCCAGCUCGCUCGCUAGAUUACGGCACCCGAGUAUCUUGGAGUUAGUGGAGCCUGUUGAGGAAACACGCGGCGGAGGCCUCAUGUUCGCAACAGAGCCGGUCACAGCCUCGCUUUCUGGCCUGUUACUGGAAAAGGACGAACAAGAGAAGGCUGGCGGUGUUGGAGGACGUCGCAGUCGCUAUGUCAUCGAAGAAGCGGAUGGCCAGAAACGCAGGCGCGAACUUGAGAUUGACGAACUCGAGAUCCAAAAGGGCUUGUUACAGAUUGCAAAAGGACUCGAGUUCUUGCAUGAGAGCGCUGGCUUGGUACAUGCCAACCUGACGCCUGACGCCAUCUUCAUCAACGCUAAAUCUGAUUGGAAAAUAUCAGGUUUAGGCUUCGCAACGCCUCCAGAGAACUCCACGAAACCCACGUCCGUAACGCCGAUUUCACUUGCUGAAGUCCUCAACUACGAUGCCCGACUCCCCCGACACGUUCAGCUCAACCUUGAUUACUCCUCGCCCGAUUUCGUCAUGGACAACAACAUAACACCUGCAGCAGACAUGUUCAGUUUGGGUAUGCUCAUAAUUGCACUAUACAACUCGCCACACAAAAGCCCUCUCGAAUUCAAUGGAAGCUCUUCCUCGUACAAGCGGGCUUUUUCGUCGGCGUCUUCGGUACCCAGCAAAACCAACAACUUCAUGUCUUCACAGCCACUGCCACGGGACCUUACCAACGGGGUCCUGGAUCGCUUGAUCACAAGACGACCUGCGCAACGACUAGACGCUCGAGAGUUCCAGCAGGCACAAUACUUUGACAACAUUUUGGUAUCUACGAUUCGAUUUCUCGAUUCACUGCCAGCAAAGACUCCCAAUGAGAAGUCACAAUUUAUGAGGGGCCUACCACGCAUUUUAAACCAGUUUCCAAAAUCCGUAGUAGACAAGAAGAUACUCCCGGCUUUGCUCGAGGAGAUGAAGGACCGCGAGCUCCUCACGCUGAUUCUUCAGAAUGUGUUCAAGAUCAUCACCAUGCUUCCGUCUGGCAAAAAGGCCUUCACCGAAAAGGUCAUUCCCAAGUUGCGAGAGACAUUUUUGAAUCCGGCGGCUACAAAUACAAAAGCACCGGGUCAGGAAAGAGAUAGCCUGAAGGAAGCCGGACUCAUGGUCGUACUCGAAAACAUACAAGUGUCUGCGGACAACUGCAGUGGAAAGGAGUUCAAAGAUGAUAUCCUUCCUAUCAUCAACUAUGCCCUUGAGUCUCCUACCCACUCCCUGGUCGAUGCUGCCUUGCGUACCCUACCUGUCGUUUUGCCGAUUCUUGACUUCUCAACUGUUAAGAACGAGCUGUUCCCAGUUAUUGCUAGUAUAUUUGCAAAGACCAGUAGUAUGGGUAUCAAGAUUCGUGGUCUGGAAGCUUUCAAGACUCUCUGUGGUGGCGGAAAUGAACAGCAAGACGACUAUCAGGGUGACGGCCUGACUGGUGUGGUAGCGGCCCCCAAGGCCAAAAGCUCGAAUGUUUCGAUCCUCGACAAGUACACCAUCCAGGAAAAGGUUGUGCCGCUCCUCCGUGCUAUCAAGACAAAGGAGCCCGCAGUCAUGAUGGCCGCACUAGAUGUCUUCAAAGCUAUCAGCAAUUCAGUUGAUAGUGAUUUCCUGGCCAUGGAUGUUCUACCCAUUUUGUGGCAAUUCAGUCUGGGGCCCCUACUUAACCUUCCCCAAUUCCAAGCAUACAUGAGCCUCAUCAAGUCAACGUCAGCGCGUGUGGAGAACGAGCAGACUCGAAAACUGCAAGAGUUGGGCGCAAACAGCUCGACAGCAACCACACGCAACGAGUUCAUGACGUUUGGAGGACCAUCUACCACGAAUGGCUUCGAUACCAGCAAUGGGAAUGGUGAGGCAGAUUUUGAAGCACUCGUACGUGGUGGGCAGCAAGGAUCUUCUGGUGGUACAGACAUGCUUGGAGGAGACGCAUGGGCAAACGCCCCGUCAUCUGCAGCGUCUUCGACAAUUCUCCCUUCUCGCCCAUCAAACAACCGAGUGGGAUCCAACAAUGCAUCUCCAGCCCCAGCAUUCUCCUGGUCUACACCUCCAGUGUCUCCUCCGCCGAUGACGAAUCUCUCGGCUCCCAAACCACAGGGUCGUUCUGUCACACCGGACACAACACUCAAUUCGCUCAACUCAUCCUUCCCAGCUUUAAGUGCAGCCAACCCCGGCAUCGGCAGUUCAUCUUUUACUCAGCCUCAGCAACAAUCAAGACCGGCAAUGGGCAUGAACAGCGCUAUAUCUCCCAGCGGUACCUCAACACAAAGUUCAAGUAUCGAUUGGAGCAAAGCAACAAACUCCAUGUCCACGAACUCGUCUUCGUUCUCCAGCUUCCCUUCUAUGGCACCUCAACCAGCACAGUCUCAAGCUUAUGGUAAUCCGUAUUCGUCUUUCAGUAUUGCACCGCCACCUAUGAAAUCGGCGGCAGGCAAUGGUGCCGGUACGUUUAGUAUAGCGCCUCCACCGAGCAUGGGCAAUAGGACGGCAAGCUCAAAUAGUGGCAUGGGUAUGGGUAUGAAUAAUAGUAUGGCGAGUUUGCGGGCACAAACACAAAAUCAGCAGCAGCAGCAACAGUCUCAACAACAGAUGAACUGGGGAAGUGGCGGAGAUAGCUUGAUUUAG